AUGGGGGACUCUCCAACAAAUGCCAUGGAUGGAGGCAUAGACACGUGCUGCAAAGACACACAGACCGAACUGGCAGAGCGGGUAGCAGCCAUAGAUGUGGCUGUUGGCCCAGACAGAAGUGACCAAAAUGGUGAAGACAACACUGAAGAAAAUGACACAGUCUUUUCUGAUAACAUAAAAGACAUCCAAAGAAAUGGAGUCAACAGUGACGUGGGAAUGAAUGCAUUUCUGCCUUCCCAACGGUCAGAAGAUGCUCACUGGAGGCAUGUUCCCAAGAGACCUCUCACUAGACCCAUCCUAUCAAGCAGGAAGUUGUCUCUCCAGGAAAGAUCAUCAGGAGGUUAUUUGGCUUCUAGCAACACUACAGGUUAUGGUCCUUAUGCCACAGGGCCAUCGCCACGUAUAAUGAGGAGACCAACGAUAGAGUCCAAUCGGGUCUCCAUAUCAGAUUCUGAGGACUGCGUGCAAUUAAACCAGUACAAGCUGCAGAGUGAAAUAGGCAAGGGUUCCUACGGUGUUGUGAAACUGGCCUACAAUGAGAAUGAUGACAAGUAUUAUGCUAUGAAAGUCCUCUCCAAAAAGAAGCUCUUGAAGCAGUAUGGAUUUCCACGUCGGCCUCCUCCCAGAGGGUCAAAAGCGUGCUCCGGAGAGCAGCCAAAACCCAUGGCACCACUGGACAGAGUCUAUCAGGAAAUAGCCAUCUUAAAGAAACUGGACCAUAUCAACAUUGUUAAGCUGAUAGAGGUCCUUGAUGAUCCUGCAGAGGACAACUUGUACAUGGUGUUUGACCUCCUAAGAAAAGGGCCUGUCAUGGAGGUACCAAGUGAUCAGCCCUUCAGUGAGGAGCAGGCUCGGCUCUACUUCCGAGACAUUGUCCUGGGCAUCGAGUACUUGCACUACCAGAAGAUCAUUCACCGGGACAUCAAGCCUUCCAACUUACUCUUAGGAGAUGAUGGGCAUGUCAAAAUUGCUGAUUUUGGCGUCAGCAAUCAAUUUGAAGGGAAUGAUGCCCAGCUUUCCAGUACGGCAGGGACACCAGCCUUCAUGGCACCAGAGGCCAUUUCAGACACUGGCAAAAGUUUCAGUGGAAAGGCACUUGAUGUGUGGGCCAUGGGAAUUACCCUGUACUGCUUUGUUUACGGGAAGUGCCCUUUUAUAGAUGAAUAUAUUCUGGGUCUUCAUAACAGGAUCAAGAACAAACCUGUAGAGUUCUCAGAAGAAACACAGAUAAGUGAAGAGCUCAAGGAACUGAUCCUACGCAUGCUCGAUAAAAAUCCAGAAACAAGGAUAACAGUCCCUGAAAUUAAGGUGCAUCCGUGGCUAACCAAGGGUGGCGAGGAGCCCCUGCCGCUGGAGGAAGAGCACUGUACCGUGGUGGAGGUGACAGAGGAGGAGGUGAAGAACUCUGUGAAGACAAUCCCAAGUUUGCCAGCUGUGAUCCUAGUGAAGGCCAUGCUAAGAAAGCGCUCCUUUGGAAAUCCAUUCGAGGUUCAGACCAGGCGGGAGGAGAGGUCCAUGUCUGCUCCAGGGAACUUACUGAUAAAACAAGGGAGCAGAGAAGGAGGCAGGGACCCGGAGCUGCCUGAUGUGUGUGAAGACGAAGCUACAUCCUGAAGCUGCCUGGCUGUCGCAGGCUGGUUGCUCGCGUGCUGCUGCUGUUGUACCCAUCGUGGUGUUGUCUAGCACACAUCUGCCCUCACCGCCAAGUCCAGGGCCUGCAAAGCAAAAAAAAAAAACAAACCCUAAAAUGGACCAACCCAGAAAAACAGAAAGGAGGAACAGAGCGGCAAUAAGGAGAAGAGCGAGUCCUCGGGCAGCGCAGCUGGCAGAGGGCUGGCUCGGCCUGCUGCAUUCCUCGUGCGAGGUGUCCAUG
This is a messenger RNA of Pelecanus crispus (Dalmatian pelican), 1873 nucleotides long. It is a transcript of the gene CAMKK1, whose product is annotated as calcium/calmodulin dependent protein kinase kinase 1. Gene Ontology annotation, biological process: CAMKK-AMPK signaling cascade; protein phosphorylation. The record is from RefSeq and is a predicted model, not a curated record. Gene Ontology annotation, molecular function: ATP binding; protein serine/threonine kinase activity. Lineage: Eukaryota; Metazoa; Chordata; Aves; Pelecaniformes; Pelecanidae.